AUGGAAAAACUAAGGAGCCAAUGGCAAGACGACCGGCUGCAAAGAUUGUCGACAGGGCAGAGACGGCUGACGUUCAAGGGGUGGCUAGACCACACGGGGAAAGCGGAAAAGUUCGCCUUCCUGGAGAAUCUGAGUAAAGAGAUCACUGCUCUCCUCAAAGAAAACGAUUACUCCCUCUUCGAUAUACCAGAAGGAUCAUCUCAGCAGCAGCAGCAGCAGCAACCACAACGGCAACCAAACACACUAUCAGGUGCUAUACAACCAGCUUCGCCAGCAGAGCCUCAGAGUCCGGUAGACGUGACCAUGAGUAACGCCGGCGAUGACGGCGGCGAAGCAACACACACACACGAGAAUCCCAAUACCCUCGACGGCGACGUAAGUGCAGAGGAGGACUUCCAUAGCCUUCCGCCCUCGCCGAAGUAA
Messenger RNA from Trichoderma citrinoviride, 423 nucleotides. RefSeq lists its product as hypothetical. The transcript has a single exon. Bases 1 to 423 code for a protein of 140 amino acids. The record is from RefSeq and is a predicted model, not a curated record. NCBI's taxonomy places the organism in Eukaryota, Fungi, Ascomycota, Sordariomycetes, Hypocreales, Hypocreaceae.